Gadus macrocephalus (Pacific cod) is the source of this 3526-nucleotide messenger RNA. Its product is annotated as noelin-like. NCBI's taxonomy places the organism in Eukaryota, Metazoa, Chordata, Actinopteri, Gadiformes, Gadidae. The record is from RefSeq and is a predicted model, not a curated record. Gene Ontology annotation, biological process: signal transduction. Bases 361 to 1722 code for a protein of 453 amino acids. The transcript is spliced from 6 exons.
ACACCCACUCCUCUCGCUUCCGGUCCAACACAGCGGGCAUCAUCUCUCCUCUCCUCCUCUCCUUUCCUCCGCUGCACCCCCGGAUCCGCUCGCGAGCCAAACUGACACCAUCGCACGGAGAAAGGGAAGUGUCGGUGAUUUUUUUUCAGCGCUAAAGCUUCACACGUAGGCUGCUGUCUUCAUUGUGCGUUCAUCGGCUCUCUUUCACGCCGAGUAGAGAGAGAGAGCGAGCGAGAGAGAGAGGGGAAAGGGAGGGAGGAAGAAGCGAUAGAACACAGAACAUAAAGAGGAGAGGAGAAGGAGGAGGACAUUUCUGGAGGCAAACGGUGUGCAUGUGAAAACACAGGGACUAGGGGAGAGAUGGAGCCGGCCGAAAAGGUUCUGCGGGUCGCGUUGCUGUUGUUGAUGGGUACUGAACUGACUCAGGUAUUCCCAGCUAAUCCGGAGGAUGGGUGGCAGGUGUUCAGCUCGGCCCAGGACACUGAGGGCCGCUGUGUGUGCACCGUAGUGGCUCCUCAACAGACCGUCUGUUCCAGAGAUGCUCGCACUAAGCAGCUCAAACAGCUCCUUGAGAAGGUGCAGAACAUGACCCAGUCCAUCGAGGUCCUGGACCAGCGGACCCAGCGGGACCUGCAGUAUGUGGAGAGGAUGGAGGUGCAGCUGAAGGGCCUGGAGAACAAAUUCAAACAGGUGGAAGACGGGCACGAGAGCAACACCGCCAGACAGUACAAGGCCAUCAAAGCCAAGAUGGACGAGCUGCGGCCCCUGAUCCCAGUGCUGGAGGCCUACAAGGCCGACGCCCGCCUGGUGGUACAGUUCAGGGAGGAGGCAGCCAACGUGACGGCGCUGCUCAGCAACCUGCAGGAGCAGCUGGGGGGGCUGGACUACCAGGACCUCAACAGCCGCGUCUCCAACCUGGAGGAGCGCCUCAGGGCCUGCAUGCAGAAACUGGCAUGUGGCAAACUGACAGGGAUCUCUGAGCCCGUUACCAUCAAGACGUCCGGCUCCAGGUUUGGCUCCUGGAUGACCGACCCUGCGGCCCCUCCUGGGGACAACAGGGUGUGGUACAUGGACGGCUACCAUAACAACCGCUUUGUCCGCGAGUACCCGUCCAUGGAAGACUUCAUGACCACGGACAACUUCACCUCCCACCGUCUGCCCCACCCCUGGUCCGGCACGGGCCAGGUGGUGUACAACGGUUCCAUCUACUACAACAAGUUCCAGAGCCACACCAUCAUCCGCUUCGACCUGAGCACCUCGCUCAUCAGCCGCACUCGCCAGCUGGACUUUGCGGGCUACAACAACAUGUACCACUACUCCUGGGGCGGCCACUCCGACAUCGACCUCAUGGUGGAUGAGGGCGGGCUCUGGGCCGUGUACGCCACCAAUCAGAACGCGGGGAACAUCGUCCUCAGCCAGCUGAGCCCCAAUACGCUGCAGAUCAUCCGCAGCUGGACCACCAACCACCCCAAGCGCAGCGCGGGAGAGUCCUUCAUGAUCUGCGGAACGCUGUACGUCACCAACGGCUACUCCGGCGGCACCAAGGUGUACUACGCGUAUUCGACCAACUCCUCUGCGUACGAGUACAUCGACAUCCCUCUCAUCAACCAGUACAGCCACCUGUCCAUGCUGGACUACAACCCGCGGGACCGGGCGCUGUACGCCUGGAACAAUGGCCACCAAGUUCUCUACAACGUGACUCUCUUCCAUAUCAUAAAAUAAGGCAUAAUAUACAACACCUUGGACAGGACUUCAAAUAUAAUUUUAAAGUCAUCAACAAAGCAAUAGACACAUAAUUUGACACUAAUAAGUCUGUCUCGGGCCCAUUCAUUUGAGAGUACUCACGGUCACCGACACUGUCUAAUGUCAAGCUAGUCUACUAAGCAUUAAUUGUAUUAUUAUUUCUAACCACUUUGUUUAGUCAUUUUACUGUAAACCAUUCAGGCUAGUCCCUUAACCAUAAUUUAUUUUACUGCUCUUCUUUCAAGCUAAUCUCAUCACCAUAAAUCAAUUUAACACUAAGCAGCUAAGCUAACGGCUAAGAUAGCUAGUCCAGGGGUUCCCCAUCGCUUUCGGCUCAUGACCUCAUUUUGAGGUGUGCAUUUUACUGCACCUGUUUCCCCUAACAUUGUUUCAAGCAAAACAUCAUCUUUAUCUUCAACCAGAGUAAAGCAUCACUUGAAAACAACAUCUAAUGACUUUAUGAUAAAAAAAAUAAAGUUUAGUAUAGAUUUUUAGAUAGGAGAGCGCUUUGCAUGCUUCCAGUGAACACACAUUUUUUUCAUACGCGAGUAUUGUUUCUCAAAAUAAGCUGUUAAGCUAACAGUGUGUAGCCUUUGUUACAUCCAAAAGCACCAGCUUUCAUGUCGUAGCUUAGCUGGAUGCUAUACUUAGACAACCAGCACUCUUAUAUAUACACUGAGUGAGGUUUGUGUCAUUCACUUGAUCAAUACAUUAUUAUUACCUUAUCUCCACUGCCAUCUUUUGAUUGUGACAUUCACAGUAAUAUUUCACUAUUAUGUAUAGGAAAAGGUUCUCAAGUACUUAAAGCUACCAGAGAACCCAUGUGCUGUGUAAUAAAGUGAGCAGAUAUGGUUACCUUGACAAAUUAUAAUAAGACUAAUAACAACUAAUAGAUAUAUACCGUAAAUAGACAUGAUUUUUUUUUGUGAAGCACCUUUCAAUACUUAAGUUAGACAUUUCAUCACAUUAAACCAGGAUCACAAUGACAAUAUAAACAGGGUUACGAUGAAAAUAACACAUACAAGGAAUAAAAACUAAUUGAUAAAAGCAAAUAAAAUGGGAGGUUCCAGGAAUUAAGUAAAAUGGAAACAAUGGUAUUGUAGCUGUAAUUUUCAAUGAGAAGUUAACUUUAUGACUGACCCAUAAUUACAACUGGGUCACCUGCCACAUUGUCGAUCAAAUUGACACCUUUUGCAAACAUUUCCCUGCAUUAAAAUGAGUUAUGAUUAGAAGGGAGAGCCCCAAUAAGUUAGAAGUUAGCGAAGUGCGCUACCUGUCCAACCUGGUUUAUGUGGCAAUUAGACUGUUAAAUAUUCAUACACAAAUGUAUUAAGUUACAAUAAGGCUUUAAUGUUUGAAAAAGUCUGUAUGCUACAGUUCCUCAGUGCACUGUGAAUUUGUGCUUUUUUUUUAAUGAAAUUCUUUUUGUUAAAAAUAAUUGUUUUUAAGAUUUAGCUCCCUUUUAUAAUAGUUGAAAACCAUGAGUUAAUGACUCAAUGUUCUGUCGCCAAUGUGUGUAGGAGAAUUGAGUACGUAUUAAAUAAUUCGUUUUUAUUAAUAAUGCCAUUCCAUAUGAGAUGUAAACUGAUUGUUCAAGUAACAUUUUAGGUUAGGUGUACUGCGCAAAACUGCAAAGGGAAACAAGUAAACAAAAAAUGUCAACAAUAGUUUGUAAUUUUCUUUUUGACAAUUGAAUACAAAGUGAAUCGUGCCGAAUUUCUGUGUAGCAAUAUUUACAGAGUCAAUGCUUGAAUAAUUUCACAAUAAAUGUAUAUGAAUGGGU